This is a messenger RNA of Culicoides brevitarsis, 1107 nucleotides long. It is a transcript of the gene Cyt-c1, whose product is annotated as cytochrome c1, heme protein, mitochondrial. NCBI's taxonomy places the organism in Eukaryota, Metazoa, Arthropoda, Insecta, Diptera, Ceratopogonidae. Gene Ontology annotation, molecular function: heme binding; electron transfer activity. The record is from RefSeq and is a predicted model, not a curated record. The transcript has 6 exons. Gene Ontology annotation, biological process: mitochondrial electron transport, ubiquinol to cytochrome c. Bases 70 to 993 code for a protein of 307 amino acids.
GCUAACUGUGACAGUAGUGUUAACUUUGAAGAUCCUUUCGUGUAUUUGGGCCUAAAUUAAAAUAAAAAGAUGACUUGUACGCUGACAAGGAUUGGUGGUAUUAAAAACCUUUGCCGGAUAGCAAAUUUGGCUCCGCAGUCGUGCAAGUUAUCAACAUCAACCAAUAGUACAUGGAACAAGAAGCAACAAAAGCUUUUGACAUGGGUCGGCUUGCUUGCUGGAGGGUCUGGUGCAUUGAUUUACUCCCUGGAAAAAUCUAUAAAUGCCUCAGGAAGCGAAGCUCAUGCUCCACACCAUCCAUGGAGUCAUGAUGGUAUUAUUGACUCAUUGGAUCAUGCUAGUGUACGCCGUGGAUACCAAGUUUAUAAGCAAGUGUGUGCCGCUUGUCAUUCAAUGAAAUAUAUUGCGUACCGAAACUUGGUUGGUUUCACGCAUACCGAGGCGGAAGCUAAGGCCGAGGCUGAGGAAAGCCAGAUCCGUGAUGGACCUGAUGACCAAGGCAACUAUUACAUGCGCCCUGGAAAACUAUCUGACUACUUCCCAAGUCCCUAUCCCAAUGAGGAGGCAGCUCGUGCCGCCAAUAAUGGAGCUUAUCCACCUGAUUUGAGCUACAUCGUUGCUGCUAGAAAGGGUGGCGAGGACUACAUUUUUGCUUUGCUUACGGGAUAUUGCGAUCCUCCAGCUGGCGUCGUCCUUCGUGAUGGCCAAUAUUACAAUCCUUACUUUGCUGGUGGAGCCAUCUCUAUGGCUCAAGCAUUAUAUAAUGAAGUCAUUGAAUAUGAAGACGGAACACCUGCAACAGCCAGUCAGUUAGCUAAGGAUGUAAGUACUUUCUUGAAAUGGUGCUCUGAGCCAGAACACGAUGAUAGAAAGAGAAUGGUCAUCAAGGCCGUCGGCAUCUUUGGAUUACUCUGUGCGUUUUCUUACUACGUCAAGAGACACAAGUGGUCUGUUCUUAAAUCACGAAAGAUUCAAUUUUACCCAAAAAAAUAAGUAAAUAUAAUUUAACGAAAACAUAAAGAUGUAAAUGAAUAACAGCACUCAUUUCGAGGUUUAGAAACAAUGUUGGAUAAAUAAAUAAAUUGAUCAAUAAAUACCGGCAAAGUA